AUGCCUCACACACCUCCUGUUCACACCUACACCUCCGUCUUCGUUUGCUGGGAGGCGUCGACUGGCGUAGGGGCUUUGAACGAUUGGUUCACACUUCACACCACCGAGGAACCUCUACCACAAUACGACGAAGGCUUUAUACUAGAUUUCGACGAAUCAUGGCUAUCAGCUUUCAUGGUUGAUGAGGUUUUGCCAGGUCCCAACAGCUCGCAUACACAAUUCAACGCAGGCGUUACCUCAUUUGACGACAGCGCUGGUUGCAAUGCUGAUGUCGACUUGGAUACUUUAAGUCUUGCUGGGCUACCCACCCCCCGCAUGCCGUCAUUAAACCGAUUGGAUUGUCCAUCGGAUCUUCUGAAGGAUGGAGCUUCGGAGAGAGUGAACAUAGUGGCUACAGAUGAACAGGAGACUAAAACUGAGUCAGCAAAUGGUUCCUGCCUGUUCCCUACAGGCAAAACCGUACUGGGUCUCAGCGAAGAAUCACCACCGACAAGGGCUUAUCAUCAAAGGCCCGCAAAGCGUUCGACUUCUGACAAACCUAAAUCCAAGAGGACCAAGAUUUCGAACGAAGUCCGCGUUGUGUUGGACGCGCACUUCGAUAAUAGCGCUUAUCCGACUGAUGGUGAGCUGGUUCUACUAUCCGGAAAGACUGGAUUGCCUGUAUCAGUCAUCAAAAGGUGGUUCGUGAAUGCAAGGGCACGCAAGACUAUGCCAGAAGACAAUGCCGACGCAGAUACAAACGUGGAUAGUCAAGAACUUCAUGAGCGACCCGAACGUAGUCUGUCGCUGGAGCCUGUCGUUGGUCGAGAUAGUCUUCAGGACUUGGAUCGAUGCUCCCCUGCGCCCAGCGUAGCCUCACUCGAGAGAUAUGUGAACCAGACCGCAGAUCAGGACUCAGUUCCUACUUUAGUCAUCGAAUCAGCCUUACAAGCCGACCAUUUCCUACUUGCACCACUUGUUGACGCGCAAUCAUCCAAACGUCGCAACACAAUCUCAAAGUCUAGGCAGCAGUCUCCAAUGCGUGCUUUCAGUACGGCGGGCUCAAACAGCUCAGUUGGUUCUCGUAACAGCGUCAGAAGUUCAUGCAGCCAUAUCUCUGUCGAUUCAAGGGGUUCUCGUCGUGGUCGUAAGCGUUGGACACAACCACCAUUACCGCCCGAGGCGCAUCGACGGAAGAUAACUCUAGCAAGUACUCACAAGCAGUCAAAUGGAAGCUCUUUGCAUGAAAAACAGAAUUCGAACGUUCCUACGUUACGAAGUACCCGCUCGUACUUUUGCACUUGGUCUAGCUGCAACAAAUCCUUCCCGAAUCGUUCCGCGUGGGCACGACACGAGGAAGCCAUCCAUCAUUGCCCCUACUAUUGGAUCUGCUGUCUAGACGUAAAGAUAGCCAUGCGGUUACCAAGAUGUUUUGUUUGCGGCGAACGCGACAUUCUUUUGAGCCACCUUGUCGAAUGCCACUUCAGUAGCUGUGCGGAAAAGCCGGAAGAGUGUCGGACUUUUGUGCGAGAAGACCAACUCUCGCAACAUAUCAAAGGAGUUCAUCUUGAUAAAGGGGGCGGCAAGAGUUCGAUACCCAAAGACGUUCUCUCGGCGUGGAAAAAAGACAACCCCUCUUUGUUGCCAUCAGCUCUUAUCUGCGGUUUCUGUGGUAUGAUCAUGGAUACUUGGUCGCAGAGACAAGCACAUGUCUUUGAUCAUCUCAUCGACGGCAUAUGCAAAGCUGCGUGGUGGCCAUUGAGACUACCGUUCAUACCAACGAGAAUUCCAUGUGCUGGUCCCUAUACCUGUUCAGGUUGCAUCAGUACAUUCGCAAACAUACAAGUAGCCUUUGAACAGCACGAAGAACGUCGAACCUACUCUUGUCGUCAUAUCCACGACUGGCAUGCGCUAUUCGAACGCAAUAAGACCGUGGACAAUCCGCCUUUCAUCUCCUGUCGCCUGUGUGGGACGGGAUAUCCGGUCCCUGACCUGACAGCUCCGGGUAGGGGCUACAUAGAUGACAUGCGUAAACACGCGGAGUUCCACAAGCUGCGAGAAUGUACACAGGAUAUUUUCGCUGACAAAAGUGACUUCCAUGAACAUAUGCGCAUUUGCCACGGCGCGACAAUAUGCUCGACUUACGCUCCUUGGCGCGUCAAGCGAUUCCUAGAGCAAGCUAGACAUGGCAUUGUCUUAGGUGCAAUGCUUGUUACCGUUAAUCCUUUUCUCACAAGCAAUUCUUUAUGUGAUACUAAUUCUUUUGGCUUUCAUCUUGUGUACUCGGAGGCUGUUUCUGUGGAUUGCGAGGAUGUUAGCAAUGGGUAA
Alternaria alternata is the source of this 2307-nucleotide messenger RNA. RefSeq lists its product as hypothetical. Gene Ontology annotation, molecular function: DNA binding. The record is from RefSeq and is a predicted model, not a curated record. The transcript has 5 exons. NCBI's taxonomy places the organism in Eukaryota, Fungi, Ascomycota, Dothideomycetes, Pleosporales, Pleosporaceae. Bases 1 to 2307 code for a protein of 768 amino acids.